This is a messenger RNA of Cygnus olor (mute swan), 1460 nucleotides long. RefSeq names its product dual specificity phosphatase 15 (gene DUSP15). NCBI's taxonomy places the organism in Eukaryota, Metazoa, Chordata, Aves, Anseriformes, Anatidae. Gene Ontology annotation, molecular function: protein tyrosine/serine/threonine phosphatase activity. The record is from RefSeq and is a predicted model, not a curated record. Bases 114 to 758 code for a protein of 214 amino acids. Gene Ontology annotation, biological process: regulation of cell population proliferation; protein dephosphorylation; positive regulation of JNK cascade. The transcript is spliced from 7 exons. Gene Ontology annotation, cellular component: cytosol.
GGAAACCCUCCCAGGGAGCGUCCGGAGCAGCUUCGCCUGGGGACAGGGCGGACGGUAGCAUCAGGGACAAGGACACCUGCUCCCCGCCCCUCCCAGGGCGCGUCCUGCAGACCAUGGGAAAUGGCAUGAGCAAGAUCCUCCCCGGCCUUUACCUGGGAAACUUCAUCGAUGCCAAAGACCUGGAGCAGCUAAGCCGGAACAAGAUUACCCACAUUGUUUCCAUCCAUGAAUCCCCCCAGCCCUUGCUGCAGGACAUCACCUACCUCCGUAUUCCCCUGCCAGACACACCAGAGGCCAACAUCAAGAAGCACUUCAAGGAAUGCAUCAGUUUUAUCCACCAGUGUCGCCUGCAUGGAGGGAACUGCCUUGUCCACUGCCUGGCCGGGAUCUCCCGCAGCACCACUGUCGUCGUCGCCUACGUCAUGGCCGUCACGGAGCUGAGCUCUCAGGAGGUGCUCGAGGCCAUCAGAAGCGUGCGACCCGUCGCCAACCCCAACCCUGGCUUCAGGCAGCAGCUGGAGGAGUUCGGCAGCAGCGCAGCCCGCAAGAUCCGCAGGCACCUGAGGCAGAGGUAUGGGUCAUCCCCUUUCAAUGACGAGGAAGAAAUCAAGGCCCUGCUGCCAGUGGGGAGAGGAGCAUCCAGAGCAGAGGGAGCUCUGCAAGGACUGGUACCGAGAGCCAGGGACAUCAAGAGCACCGCUCCCUUUCUGCUGCGGGUGAAGAGGACGUUCUCCUGCAUCCCGGCUUGUCUGAAGUGAUCACAGCCCGGGAGGGAGAGCAGCAAAAAUCACCUAACAGCCUGGUAAAAACUAAGCUGCAGCACCGCUGGCCUGGAGGGGAAGUGCUGUGCUGCAGAGCCACAGGCAAGCACAGCUCCUUCUCCUCUCUGGGUUCAAGCGUGCCAUCUUCUGUCCUGGCUUUCAGCUAUCGGGGGAGGGAUUCAUUUGCACUGCUGCGCUCUGCAGACCACUGCGGGGGUCAGCCCCCUCGUGCCUGGUGUGGGAGGACAUCUGGUGAAAGCAGAUGACGGUCCCCCGGUCACUGUGGGCUCUGGCUCCAGGCAGAGUGACAGACAGGGCUUCCCAGCAACCAGGUGAUGCUGACAGCAGCUUUAGCACUUCAGUACCAGCUGCAUGGGCCUCAGGGGCACACGGGGUGCAGGAGAGCUUGCUGACCCCUUGGGGCAGAUUUCCCACCAGCAUCAAGCUUCCAGAGCCGAGGUGGCUGCGGGGCAGGGGCGUGCGGGUGCCCCGGCGCUCCAGGCCAACCAAGCACAAGCCCUGAGCAAGCACUGCAGCUUUAGGAGUUCAUCGCACCCCAUUCCCACUGAUACCAGGGCACAAUCUUUAAAUGGUGGGAAAUAAAUGUUUAACCUAGCCAGACCUCACUAAAGCGGAGCCUUAAGCCAUUUUGCUUAAAGACUUUCUAUGUCCUCAUAGUAAUAAACGUCUCUUCUCUGC